Molecule: messenger RNA, 4515 nt
Organism: Osmerus eperlanus (European smelt)
Lineage: Eukaryota; Metazoa; Chordata; Actinopteri; Osmeriformes; Osmeridae
Gene: ahi1
Product: Abelson helper integration site 1
Exons: 27
Coding region: 433-4110 (1225 amino acids)
Biological process (GO): motile cilium assembly
Cellular component (GO): ciliary basal body
Molecular function (GO): protein binding
Source: RefSeq, a predicted model, not a curated record
UGUUUUGGGAACCUUCGCAACGGAUCCACCGGUAGCAAUGGAGAUCGUAAAUCACAGCAGCUAGCCAGCGAGCUGACUACUCUUAGUUGAAUACAAAGCGAUUAGAUAUGAUCUAGCUUAGAUAGCAAAUGUGUGAUGUUUGCAUAUUGCGAUUAGCUGUAUCCAUCAGUUUUGACAACUUGAUACAGUAGCUACAGUAGUGUACUCUAAAAUAGUAGUAGCUAGAUAGGCUACAGUAGCUGACUAGCUAGCACCAGUAGUACUCACUGCAGUAUCUUGCUAAUCUGGUCGAGGUUACCUAGCCAGAGAGCUGGCUGGCUUGUUAUUAGCCGCCACUGAGACCGUUAAUUUACAGCUAUCUUGUAAAUCCAGAAAGAAAAUCCUUGUUUGGGUUCUUUGUACGCAGAAUGAGUGUCGAACCAGCGUUCAAGAAUGCCAGCAGGUGAGAGUGAAGCCCGGGCGAAGACCAGGGCCAGGUUUGAUGAGGUAUUUAAGAAAUACACUGACCUACCGUCCGAGAGGAAAAAGGUGAAGAAAAGGAACCCUCAGCCUCCAGAGAGCAUCGUGCUCCAAACCUUGAGAAAAGACCUUGACCUUGAGAAAGACACAGAGGACAAUGAGACCAUCCUCCAGAAUACGUACCACCCUGACCAGGGGAGCGCACGCUUCACCAAGAACAAGCGCAGGGAGAGGGAGGUGGUGGAGAAGGUCAACCUGAACAACAACGGGAACCAGGAGGAUGCUCAGCCUCCCAAGGGCAAGAGGAAGAGCCGAAGAGAGCUUCCUCCACUCCCUCGGUCCCCUGAAGACACCUCCAGUCACAUCAUCCGCAUAGACCAGGACGACCUUGCUACGAACGCCAAGGGCUCCGAGGCCAAGCCUUGUGUGGAGGCCGACGAUGUGGAAAAGGGACCGAAGAGGAAGAGCAAUAAAGGGAGAAGGAAAGCGGAUGAGGAAGUCGCCGCGGAGAGCCGGGAGGUGGAGGCAGCGGAUGAGCUGAUCCAGGAGUACCAGCAGCAGAUAGCGCAGGAGGAGGAGAGGGCCGUGGGGAAAAGCAGGAAGUCCAUCCCGGCCUCUCAGGGAGUGGCGCUGAACAACGAAGUCGGGAAGAAGAAGAAGAAGAAACUGAGGCCGUUGGAUACCGAGAGGGACGCGAGUGCGGCGUCAGAUUUGCAGCAUAGCCAGGCGGACGAGGCAACAGAGCUGAGGACCUCUGUGGAAAAGACCUCCAACACCAGGAGCCAAGAUGAAGACAGGGAGACAAACCCCAAAGCUGACUCAAUACUGACACAAUCCAAAGGGAAAAAGAAGAAGAAGAAAAAGCAAGUGGUGAGAGAAGAAAGCGAUACAGAGGUUGAAGUACCCAGAGGCUCUGCCUUUGAUGACAGCUUGGUACUGGGCAUCUACAUCCACCGUGCAGACAGGCUGAAGACCUCCCUGCUGGUGUCACACCCAAUGGUUAAGAUCCACGUCAUCGAUGAGAUCACUGGACAGUAUGUGAAAAAGGAAGACAGUCAUCGUCCGGUCUCCUCAUUCUAUGAGCAGGAAAACGUAGACCAUAUUCUUCCUAUCAUGACCCAGCCCUUUGACUUCAAGAAGAACAAGUCGACUAUUCCAGAAUGGGAGGAGCAGAUCGUCUUCAACGAACGCUUUGGCUAUUUCCUUCAGAAUGAUGACGAAAGCCCUAGAGUUAUGCUGUUCUUCGAGGUCCUGGACUUCUUGACCAUGGAGGAAGCCAGAGCCAAUGUUGAUGUUGACAAACAUGAACAGGGAUUUAGAAAAAUUGCAUGGGCUUUUCUAAAGCUCGUGGGUACCAACGGGGUCCUGAACAUCGACAGCAAACUGCGCCUCCAGCUCUACUGCCCCCCUCCCCGGGCUAGAAGACAGCCCCAGACCAUCGAGGUGGUGGACUGGUGGAGAAGAUAUCCCCGAAACAGAUAUGCCUCCACCCUGUACAUCACCGCAAAGGGCCUCAAACUCCCUGAUCACGUGGACCCCAGUAUCCGCUCCAUGAUGGCCCUGCAGCAGGAGCGAGGGAGCACCUCCUUCAGCGAGCUCCAGAGCGAGGUCACCAGGAGAACCACCACCCAGAUGAUGGACAGCAAACCAGCUCAGCUGAAAUGGAGCCGGGUGCCUGGCCAGGCCUGCCGCAUCCCUAACAAGCCCUUGCUGGCGUUCAGAGGAGGCCAGAUGGGCUGCUUGACCGUCCGCUUCUCUCAUGACGGGAGAGCGCUGGCGGCUGCCUGCGCUGACCGAGAUGCCUUCCCCGUAGUCGUGUACGAGAUUCCCUCAGGCAAAGUGCUGGCCGCCUUCAGUGGCCACCUAAGUAUUGUGUACGAUCUCUGCUGGUCCAGAGACGACCACAGUCUGCUGUCAGCCUCCUCAGAUGGCACUGUAAGAAUGUGGGACGUGGAGAGGCUCCAGGGCAUCGCCCGGAAGGUUCUCCCUCACCCCUCGUUCGUGUACUGCGCCCAGUACCACCCCACGGCCCAGCAUCUUGUGGUAACCGGGGGUUACGACUUCCUGGUGCGGGUGUGGGGAGUGAACGUCCGGGACGUCAAUGGCGUGCUGCUCCAGGAAUUUGAGGGUCACAAGAGCUUUAUCAAUGCUCUCUGCUUCGACUCUGAAGGAACCAGGAUGUUCUCCGCCGACAACGCGGGUCACAUCAUCGUCUGGAGGACGACGGUGGCUGACUCCUCCCACCAGCGCCCCUGCCGACACUGGCUCGUCGAGAAGGAGAUUGGAGAGAGUGACCUCGGUGGGAUUCCCAUCAACACGUUACAGGUCCACCCCAACGGACGGCGCCUGCUCAUCCACGCCAAGGACAGCGUUGUCAGGGUCAUGGAUUUGAGAGUGCUUGCUGUGAAGAAGUACAGUGGAGCCACCAACUACAGAGAGAGGAUCCACAGCACCUUCACGCCCUGCGGCAACUUCAUCUUCUCAGGCAGCGAGGACGGCAUGGCCUACGUGUGGAACGCAGAGACCGGCGACCAGGUGGCGGUGUACUCGGAGCUGUCUUACCCGACGGCGCUCCGCGGUGUGGCGUUCCACCCUCAAGAGAACAUGGUGGCCUUUUGCGCCUUCGGUCAGAGCCAGCCGGUGCACGUCUACGUCUACGACCGCAAAGUGGCCCAGAUGGAGGUAGAGAACCUGCAGGUCCAGAGCAGGGUGGGUUCUGCUGGGCCUGGCAGACCCUCCCUGGAGCACGCCGCCCCCCCGGACGCCACCGCCAUGGAGAGCUUCGCCAGUUCGGCCCGCCUGGACCUCAAGAUGCAGCGCGUCAGGGAGAAGCUUGACUCGGUUCUCGAGCCACAUAUAAACACCUCCUCCAUGGGAUAUGUAUCAGAACAAGACAGAAUGGGAUGGUCUCAGAGGGGGCGGAGCCUGGUGUCUGACUCAGUGGGUCUGAACACCUCCCUGCCGCCCCCCUCCCUCCUGUCUCCUCACUCCAAGCUGCAGUUGUCGGACUCCCUGAGGGGGCAGCUCAUCCACAAUCGAGGGUUCAGUCCGGUGGGCCCGCGUCACAGAGAGACCCGCUCUCUCAAGCGGCAGUCGAGUCUCUCUGAUCAAACAGGUCCCAUCGUACCAGCCCAGCACACGGUCGUCUCUCUCUAUGACUACACUGCGAACCGGUCGGACGAGUUGACUGUGCUUCGUGGUGAUGUCAUCCACGUGCUCUACAAGGACAACGAUAACUGGUGGUUCGGUCGUCUAGCCAAUGGACAGCAGGGAUAUUUUCCAGCUACCUAUGUGGCAGAGGAAGGAGACGUCAACGAGGACGUGUCCCAGACCCUGGAGGCCCAGUCGGCUCUGUCCGAACGCACAGAGCUUUCAGCAGAGAGGUCAACACCCACCAAGGUUUCGGCUAUCAUCAGUGCCUCCGGGGAACUCAAGUUCAUCUCUGAGCAGGACACAGAUCCAGAGUUACCCGUUCCCAAAACCAGGAAGAAGAAGAAGAAGGCGAGGAAGCUGGAGGUCCAGUCCCAGGCCACCUCCUCCGACCCGGAGGCUGCAGGAACAGCAUCAACCAGGGGGACAGCCAGGCCCCUCCCCAGGAGACCAGGACCCUCUACAGGACAGGCCAACAGCGCCUUUGAGCCUGACCCCUAGAACCCAUUACCACAGAACAGAUUCUCUUUAUGCACCAGGAGUGUCGUGUUUUUUUUAAAUGUCCAUAUUUGACAAAUCUAAGAAAAAGUCAAGAAAGUAUAGUUUUUAAAAAUGUUUUGAUACAUUCAUGUUUGUAUUUAUUGCAGUGAACAUAUCUAAAAUUCUCAUAAGCAGUGUUUUUUAACCAGACAUUUAUGUAAUGCUAUAGAGCUAUUUUCUUAGCCUGUCAGAGAUUAAGAAAGUUUGUAACCCUUUUGCAGUAGCAUGGAGCAUUUAAUAAUAGUUGCCAGGUGGGUUUUGUUGUCUAUUUGUAUCCCAUUUUUUUCUUAAUCAAAUGUGGAUUACUGCAUCUGGGUGGUUUAUUUUGUAACCAUGUUCAAUACAUUUCUUGGCACUCUUAAGACA